Molecule: messenger RNA, 1232 nt
Organism: Cuscuta epithymum
Lineage: Eukaryota; Viridiplantae; Streptophyta; Magnoliopsida; Solanales; Convolvulaceae
Source: the annotation of a GenBank genome assembly
CGAUUUUAGUAUUUCGCAUUUUAUUUUGCCAAAAAAAGGCAAACAAGAAAAGAAGAAGAGGUAAAUAUCCUCCGCACUAGGCUACUAGCAUCAAAGGGUUCUAUCACCUGGUUCAAGUGAUGGGAAACCCCAAGCAGAAAUGGACAUCCGAAGAGGAAGAAGCUCUUCGAGCUGGCGUGGCUAAGCACGGUGCCGGCAAGUGGAAACAUAUCCAGAAAGAUCCUGAGUUCAACCACCUCCUACAUUCUCGCUCCAACAUUGAUCUUAAGGAUAAAUGGAGGAAUCUGAAUGUAAGUGCCAAUGCACAAGGCGGACCAAGGGAUAAAUCGAGGGUUCUAAAGCUAAAGGCUAACCCUGAUGCUCAUAUGACUCCGGUGCCCAAUGCACUGACCACCAAUGCUCCCCCCAUUCUACUAUUACAGGAUGCAGGGGGGGCAGCAGAUACCAUGGUUGAGGAUACAACAAAAUGUUUAUUAGACGGGAAAACUGCUUCAAAGUACAAUGCAAUGAUUACUGAAGCACUUUCGACUCUAAAGGAUCCAAAGGGAUUGGAUAUAACAACAAUUGUCAGUUUCAUUGAGCAAAGGCAUGAGGUACCCCCAAAUUUCAGACGGAUACUGAGUUCUAGGUUGAGGAGGCUUGUUCAACAAGACAAACUCGAAAAGAUACAAAACUGCUUUAGGAUCAAGAAAGAGUACUUACUUGGUGCAUCUACAACCCCUAUUCCCACCCCAACUCCAACCCUGAUUCCAAGGCAGGAGAGUAGGCCAAAGGAGGAAGUACAACAUACUGGUGGCUAUCUUGGGAAUACAGUAGAUGAAGCAGCUACAGAGGCUGCCUACAGGAUUGUGGAAGCUGAGAACAAAUCAUUUGUGGCAGCUGAAGCUGUCAAGGAGGCUGAAAGGGUCUCCCGAAUGGCUGAGGAGAGUGAUGUUCUGCUUCAGCUGGCGAAGGAUAUCUAUGAUAAAUGUGCACGAGGCGAGAUUGUGCUACUGGCCUAGGCUGUGGCAUGUAGAUAGUUUAGGUGUAAAUCAGUGAUUUAGUGUUCAUUUCUUCUUAUCGGUUCAAUGUGACUGCAAUAUGUGCUUUGUAAAUUGGGGUCACAUCCUUGUUGGCUUGUUGCAUCUUAUACCUUCUUUUUUCUGAAGAAAUAUACGAUUAUUAAAACUUUCAUUUUUCAACUUUGUGACUCAGUGGUUCUUGUUUUUUCCUGUCUACUUCUGUGAUUUGUG